AUGGCGGCCGUCCGUCCAGAAACGGCAGACCUCGCGUCGCCGAGUAGACACGACGCAAGCUACGACCCAGAGCAUCACGAGCGUCCUGGCACACUCUCGAGCUGUAGCGACGAUGAGCACGACCGCGACCGCGACGCGGCCUCGUCCAGAAAGGUCGGCCGGUCGCUGUCGCGCGCCGCCUCGGCCGUGUCCCGCACGUCGGGCCUCUCCCGCACCGUCUCCGAGGUCCGCGACGGCAUGCUCAACCUGCGCGACCUCGAGAUUGGCGAGGACAGCAAUGGCGGGCCUGGCAGCAAGGAGCGGGACCCGAACCUCGUGACGUGGGACGGGCCCGACGACAAGGAGAAUCCCAAAAACUGGUCUCUGAAUAAGAAGUGGCUAGACGUCCUUCUCGGUGCGUUGAUUCCCUUUCCGUUGUCGCUCUUCACCUUCAUCUCCCCCAUUUCCUCCUCCAUGGUGGCGCCCGGGCUGCCCGCCAUCGGCGCCGAGCUGCACAUCCCCGGCCGCACCGAGCAGGUGCUCGUCAUGUCCAUCUUCGUGGCCGCCUACGCCGUCGGUCCGCUCUUCUGGGGCCCGCUGUCGGAGCUGUACGGGCGCGUGCUCGUGCUGCAGACGUCCAACGUCUGGUUCUUCUGCUUCAACCUCGGCUGCGCCCUCGCGCGCACCGAGGGGCAGAUGAUUGCCUUUCGCUUUCUCGCCGGCCUCGGCGGCUCCGCGCCGCUGGCCAUUGGCGGCGGCAUCCUCGGCGACCUCUUCUCCGCCGAGCAGCGCGGCAAGGCCAUGAGCGUGUACUCGCUCAUGCCGCUGCUCGGGCCCGCCAUCGGGCCCGUCGCCGGCGGCUGGAUCGCCCAGCUGACGUCCUGGCGCUGGGUCUUUUGGAGCACCACCAUUGCCUGCGGCGUCAUCCAGGCCCUCGGCCUCGUCUUCGUGCGCGAGACGUACGCGCCCGUCAUCCUGCACCGCAAGCGCGUCCGCCUCGUCCGUGAGACGGGCAACGCUGACCUGCGCACCGAGUUUGACCACCCGGACCGCACGCUGGCGCAGACACUCGGAACCGCGUUCACGCGGCCGUUUCGACUGCUCGGCACCCAGCUCAUCGUGCAACUCCUCGCCCUCUACAUGACAUAUCUCUACGGCACCAUCUACAUCCUCUUCUCCAGCUUCCCGACCCUCUUCGCCGAGGAGUACCACGAGCGCCCGGGCAUCCAAGGGCUCAACUACAUCUCCAUCGGUCUCGGCUUCUUCAUCGGCACACAGGUCUGCGCCCCGUUGCAGGACCGCGUUUACGCCUACAUGAAGCGCCGGUACGUGCCCGACGGCGGGCCCGGCCGCCCCGAGUUCCGCGUCCCGCUCAUGGUCCCUGGCGCUAUCCUCGUCCCCGUCGGCCUCUUCAUCUACGGCUGGACCGCCGAGUACCGCACCCACUGGAUCGGCCCCAACAUUGGCGCCCUCAUCUUCGCCCUCGGCAGCAUCAUUGGUUUCCAGUGCGUCCAAGGCUACCUCGUCGACACAUACACCCGCUUCGCGGCCAGCGCCGUCGGCGCGGCCACGGUCAUGCGCAGUCUCGCGGGCUUUGGCUUCCCGCUCUUCGCCCCGGAAAUGUACAAGGCCCUGGGUUACGGCAAGGGCGGCACCAUCUUGGCCGUGGCCGCCAUUGUCAUUGGUUGGCCGGCACCUGUGCUGUUGUGGUAUUUUGGUGCCAAGUGGCGUGCUCAGAGCAAGUUUUCUGCUUAA
Cordyceps militaris CM01 is the source of this 1734-nucleotide messenger RNA. Its product is annotated as MFS multidrug transporter. The transcript has 2 exons. The record is from RefSeq and is a predicted model, not a curated record. The coding region runs from base 1 to 1734 and encodes 577 amino acids. Gene Ontology annotation, molecular function: transmembrane transporter activity. Lineage: Eukaryota; Fungi; Ascomycota; Sordariomycetes; Hypocreales; Cordycipitaceae. Gene Ontology annotation, biological process: transmembrane transport.